UGUGACGACCCGAUCCACCCCCGCCUUCCUCUCAGGCCAGCCGUGCCCCCCAUUCUCUCCGCACCAGAUCUGAUCCGUCUGUCUUCUUUCUUGUGUUGUAUAGAUUCCUGUAUUGAAAGGAAAGACAACUUGAGUCUUGAAGAGAAAGCAUCGAAAAACCUGCUUCAACUUAAGGUGAGAGAAGCGAGGAGGAGGUGAAGUUAAAGAAAUGCCAAAGAGGACAACACAUACAUACUCAAGUGAGGAUGCAGCUCCAGAGGGGCCAGAUUCUGAUCUCUUUGUCUAUUACUGCAAGCACUGUGGAUCUCAUGUUCUCAUAACAGAUACCCAAUUGCAGAAAAUGCCAAAGAGGAAGACCGACAAAGCUUAUGUAUUGGACAAGAAGAAACAUCUUGCCAGACUGAACAUAAAUGAGGCAGGAAAAGUUCUCUUAAAACGUGGUGAAGGUAAAUUGGAAAAACAAUUUCGGAUGAAUUGUCUGGGUUGUGGUCUUUUUGUCUGUUAUCGUGCAGAAGAAGAUCUGGAGAGUGCAUCUUUUGUUUAUGUGGUUGAUGGUGCACUCAGUACUGUUGCGGCUGAAACCAAUCCACAGGAUGCGCCAGUGCCACCAUGUAUAUCUCAACUAGAAGGAGGGCUUGUGCAGAUAGCUAUAGAAGUUGAAGAUCGUGCACAGCGUUCAGCCAUCACAAGAGUGAAUGCUGAUGAUGUUCGAGUCACUGUAGCGGCACCUGCUGCACGCGGAGAAGCUAACAAUGAACUUUUGGAAUUUAUGGGCAAAGUGCUGGGCUUAAGGUUAAGUCAGAUGACUCUUCAGAGAGGAUGGAACAACAAGUCAAAGCUUCUUGUGGUGGAGGAUUUGACUGCUAGACAGGUGUAUGAGAAACUUUUGGAGGCUGUGCAACCUUGAUGGUGUGGUUUGGACCAACGGUCAUGCUUUUGGCACACAAGUCAUAACCAUUCUCACGCAUUUGACCUGUGUCGGGAAAAGACUGCAUUUUAUUUUGCUCAUAAACUGGGCUAGCUUGCCCAUUUUUGACAAUAUUACUUGUCGACUGAUGCUACCAAAUAUUAGCACCGUAAGUGUACGGGCCGUGAAAAUAGAAAAUGGUAAAUCAAGAUCGAUC
This is a messenger RNA of Neltuma alba, 1124 nucleotides long. Its product is annotated as UPF0235 protein At5g63440. NCBI's taxonomy places the organism in Eukaryota, Viridiplantae, Streptophyta, Magnoliopsida, Fabales, Fabaceae. Bases 209 to 907 code for a protein of 232 amino acids. The record is from RefSeq and is a predicted model, not a curated record. The transcript is spliced from 8 exons.